This is a messenger RNA of Bursaphelenchus xylophilus (pine wood nematode), 1812 nucleotides long. The record is from the annotation of a GenBank genome assembly. Lineage: Eukaryota; Metazoa; Nematoda; Chromadorea; Rhabditida; Aphelenchoididae.
AUGAACCUUAAACUUGUAGGUCAGAGUUUUUAUCCCUUCCCAUUAUGUUUCCCCUUAAUUUUAUUUAAAUACUUCAGAUAGUCAGAGCUCAGCGCUCUUUCUUUUUGACCCACAAGACCAAGUCUGUCGAAUGUCGCACGGGUUUAUUGAGGUCUUUGAAGGAGGGGAUAGAAAAGAAGAUGGACAACCUGACUGAAGCCGUUUAUGAGGACUUGAAACGAAGCCCCACGUUGACGGAGAAAUACGAAAUUGUGCCAGUUCUGAAGGAACUUACAAACUUCAUCGACAACAUCGAUAAAUGGGCAAAACCUCAGGCUGUAAGUUCUUUAACCAGUAUUUUCUCCCGGCUAAAGUCGAAAAAUGUGUGCGGCUAUGACAUGAUCAGGGGUAUCUCAAUCACAUCUCCCGUGCUUUAGCUCCCCGCAACCCCCAAAGGCCGUCCGUAUCUUUAUAAAGAGCCGCUGGGUGUGGUCUGUGUCAUCGGCCCUUACAACUUGCCAUUGGCAUUGAAUCUUCUCCCAGCCGUGGCUGCGCUCGCUGCUGGCAAUACAGUCGUCGUCAAGCCCUCCGAACUGGCGCCAUUUUCAACACAAGCACUCGAUGAGCUGAUCAAGAAGAAUUGUGAUGAGGUAGGAAAAUUUAUCCCGUAAAUCAGAAACAAAGGCGUUCUUUCGUAUGUGGUUUAUAUUACAUCAUUCUUUUUAGCACCACUUCACCACUGUUAUUGGAGGAUUUGAUGCGACAAUGAAGUUGCUGGCCGAGCGAUUCGACCAUAUCUACUAUGCGGGAUCUCCGAGAAUUGGAAGGAUCAUUAUGCGAGAAGCCUCGCAUUUCCUGACGCCAGUAACUCUGGAACUUGGAGGAAAAAAGUAAGAAUAACUCUCACAAAUUCAAAUAGAUACAUUCAUUUUUACAUUUUGUAUUUUUAAACCCGCAGGGCUUGUUUUGACUUCAACAGGAAACCUUUUCAGCCCAGUGAUUGUCUACCCGGACGCUGACAUCGACAGCUUGGCCGAGCAGUUGAUUCGGGGAAAGUGGCUGAAUUGCGGGCAGCACUGUCUUCAUGCUGAUUAUUUGGUGGUUUUCGACAACGAGACAAGAGAAGCGUUACGUCAUGCGCUGAAGAAGCAGAUUGAAAAACAUUUCGGCAAACAUCCAAAGGAGUCACCACUGUACAGCCGACUGAUCAACAAAGACAAUUUUAAGUGAGUUUUCAAAUAGUGAUCAGUCCAAAAAAGAUAUGCUUUAUGAUGAUAUUUUAAUGUUUAAAUUAUCUUGAUUAAAAUUGCAAUACUUUCAGUCGAGUCUCCGAUCUUUUAUGGAAGACCGACGGAGAAUUUCUGUACCAAUCUCCGGAUCCAGAAGAUGCUGACGAUAAUUUCAUUGGGCCUCAUGUUAUCGAGGUCAAAACGGAUGAUGUCCUUAUGGAGGAUGAAGUAUUUGGACCUGUUUUGCUGGUAGUUAAAUUCGAAAAUGAGCAUGAGAUAAUUGAAUAUAUCAAUUCGAAUGAAAAGCCCUUGGCAUUAUAUGUGUUCACCAAGAAUCAAGAGAAGGCCGAUCUGUUUAUUAAUCGGACCUCUUCUGGAGGAGUUUGUAUCAAUGGAAUCUCAGAUCAUGCUCAAGGUAAGAGAGAAUGAUUUAAACCGCUUGAGCUUUGAAAUUGUCAAAUUUUAUAGGUAUAUUGUAAUUCCUUUUAUUUUAGUUGAAGGCCUCCCAUUCGGAGGUAUUGGAGGCAGUGGAACUGGAAGAUAUCAUGGUAAAUAUGGAUUCGACACCUUCACCCAUGAAAAAGCCGUGUUUGUAAAGGACUAG